AUGUCGCCUCGAGGUAUCUUAAGAAAUAAGGAUGAAGUGGAUCACCGCCCUUUUGAAGAGCAACUUGAUCGUCAAGAGGUUGUUCGAAAUACUAUUCUAAAUUCCCAAAUGCAUUCAGACCCCAACAAAACUGUCGCUGAGAAACCAGAGGCGGAGGCUGAAGCAAACGAGCAUUUGAAAUGGGACGAGAUCAAUUUGUACAAAACAGAGCAGGAAAAGGCGGCAACAAUGAAAAUUGAUGAACCCAAAACUCCUUACGAGGGUGGGUUCAAUCCGCAGGGCGAAUACUAUCAACAGGACGAAGACCAAGAGGAUGAUAUUCCUGAAUUCCAACUUGGGAAGGGCGAGGCUGACGACCUGGAGCAAUCGCUCUAUGGGAGCAAAAUCUUGCCUCGGGAAGAAGGCGAUGAAGUGGAAGAGGAAGAAGAGGAAGAAGAACGCCCACUCACAGCUGAGGAGCGCCACAAGAAAUUUGAGGAGAUGCGUAAAAAGCACUACCACAUGAAGGCAAAACCAUUGUCUCGCCAUUACGACUAUACCAAAGAACCGGAUGAAUAA
Molecule: messenger RNA, 558 nt
Organism: Diutina rugosa
Lineage: Eukaryota; Fungi; Ascomycota; Pichiomycetes; Serinales; Debaryomycetaceae
Exons: 1
Coding region: 1-558 (185 amino acids)
Biological process (GO): regulation of signal transduction
Molecular function (GO): protein phosphatase inhibitor activity
Source: RefSeq, a predicted model, not a curated record